Molecule: messenger RNA, 2895 nt
Organism: Panicum virgatum (switchgrass)
Lineage: Eukaryota; Viridiplantae; Streptophyta; Magnoliopsida; Poales; Poaceae
Exons: 6
Coding region: 1465-2643 (392 amino acids)
Molecular function (GO): DNA binding
Source: RefSeq, a predicted model, not a curated record
UUUCAGAAAACGCAGGCACCCCUUCGUCUCCGUCACCGACGGUUGAACCCAGCGGCCCAGCCCCAGCCUCCCAGGUGAUGAUGCGCUGCUCUCGCGGGCUCAGCCUCAGCCUCUUUUCCUUCGCGUGCGGAGAUGCGAGGAACGAACAAAAAGGAAAACCGAAGAUGGGCGGCGGCGCGGCGGCGUUGGUGUCAGACUGUCAGGACUCAGGAAGCCGAGCGCGCGUCGCGCUCGCAUAGCCUCUGGGGUCUUGUACACGAUGACCCCGUAUGCGAGGCGACGCAGGAUCAUCGGAUGUAAAUGGGAACCUAGAUGUUACUGGGUGAUGGACUAGCUGGGUCGUGGUCUGAUGCUGACCGGGUCAGUUUUGCUGCUGAUGGAAACCUAGAUGCGUUUGCUGAUGGAAACUUAUGGUUUUAAGCGGUGGGGUGCUUUACUGGCCUAUGAGUUUUUUGAAUGUUGUACCAGGAAGCCAAGCUUGUUACAUCCGCUGGAUCAGAUCCCAAAGGAACGGACAUGAAGAAAUAAUGGGAUGUGCCCCUUCUAUCUCCUUAGGAAAAAUUAGCCUCAAAGGCACAUUCCAGAUUUGCUUUUGAAGAAGUGGUUCUGCACAUCGAGGAAAAAUUGUGUCAGUCAUUUUUUUUUGCUAAUUAUAGUAGUGGAAUUUUUAAUAAAUAUGUCAAAUAUUUUUCAUAGCUACCUGCUGACACAAGUGAACAAACUGUUUGUUUCUGGCUUUGGUGUAUCACUUGGCUACAAAGAAAGGCUUCACUGGUUCAAGGGCUGAGUUUAUACGAGGCAGUGUCAGCUAUCAGGUUUACCCAUGGCUUGUGCAGUUAAUUAACCCCCCAACAUUUAAACUUUUGAUCCCCAACAUGAUCUUUAGAUACUUGAAAUCUAUCACUAUGGAUUAAGGAAAGAAAAUUGACACAAAGUCAACAUGUCAUAGCUUGCAAACGGCUAUCACUUACACGUUAGCAGUAUCUCCAAGAAUACUUUGCUGGAUUUUUUUCAAGAGGGUCGAAUAUUGCGAUAUCUUGACGCCGAUAAAUGUUGUCAUCAUACAGCAUAGAUGAUAUUGGGUGUAUAAAUGUAUGCAGCACUAAAGAUUAUUCUCAUUAUUAACUAGUGCAUUACAGUAAUGUUAAACCCAGUUUUUAUUCCUGAAAUGUAAUUGAGAAAUAAAUGCAUAAUCCUUGUGCGAUAUGGCUGGAUAUCAUUGUAAGCAUGCUCGGCACAGUUUGGACCCUAUAUAUUCCCUUUAAGGCUCAACUUUCUUUGACAUAACAAAACCUCAAAGCUUUCGCUCUUUGCCAAUACUUGGAAGAUUAGAUCCUUGCUCAUGGAAAAGCGCUAGGUGGUUGUGUUGUUCUGAUCCCGAAUUUUUAUUUGAGGAUGAGCAAUCUGAAUCAAAGGUAAGGGAAAUGAUGAUUUCUUUUUCUUUGCUUAGCUUAUUUCGUGCUCAUGCAAAUCUCAGCUAUCUGUUCCGAUUGGAUUGGCUAUACACUUACAUAUUACCUUUACAACAGGGGGAAGGACUUCUUGGAAGUUAUGGAUCCAAAGAAUACUCAAGAGUGGACAUCCUGUGAAGAAGAGGAGUUCAAGGCACAUUUUGCCGAGUUGUGGUAUGAAAAAUCAUGUGACAGGAUGGAAGCACUUGCAAAGAGGUUCCCUGCAAAGUCUAUUCAGCAGUUGAGGGAUAAAUAUGCUGAGGUCUUCGCGGAUAUGCUCUGUGGUGAGACAGAUGGUGAACCAAGCAGAGAUGAUGCAACUGUUGAUUGGGAUGAUUGGUGCAAACUUUUAGAAGGAGAGACACGGGACUUGGUUAUGGACCCAUUAGUUGAGACAUCUUUAUUUGAACCUUCCAAACAAUUGUUAUUCGGACCAGCUGGGGAUCAGGAGGAAAUACAAAAGUCACACUGCAAGUUAUCACGGAAGAGGAAACAGUAUUGGACUGCUGAGGAACACAGGGAUUUUCUACAUGGUGUGAAUUGCCUGGGACGAGGUGCGUGGAAAUUCAUCUCCGAGUAUUUCGUCCCUUCCAGGACCCCAGCGCAGCUAGCAAGCCAUGCUCAGAAGUACUUCGACAGAAUAGAGAAGAAUGAGCUAGAUGACACGAGGCAGAGGCAUAGCAUCAAUGAUGUCAGGCUUGUCAACCAUGGUAUGAACAUUUCUGGCCACUCCUGUACUGCCCCAGGGAAGGGGAAAGGAAUUGCAUCAAGCAUCCCGCCAAUAAUCCUAACUGAGGACAUAGAUAUUCUGCCGAGUCUGGCACAGGGAAUGCCUGAAUUUGGGCAAGCGAGUAACAGUCCAAGCAACUUAGCAGAACAGAUGACACAUGACAAUCAUAUAUCAGAGAGUUUCCAGUUGGAAGUUUCAGGCAUCCCAUCACCAAGAGUGCAGGGGAGUGUUAUGCUUGAUCAAUCCAGGGAAGAAAAUAGGGCCUACCCCAGCCGCAAGAGAAGCAUUGGCGCAGCCACCAACAGGAGGUGCGAGAAGAAAAGAAUGCUCCCUGGUGUCCUGACUGCCCAAACCCCACAAGCUCUGCAAUUUGGGCAAGGAAGCAAUGGCACAGCCAAUUUAUCAUACGAGAUAGUGCCCAUCAAGCGGCACAAUUUACACCAAAACGUGCCACCAUUCUGAAGCUUGGUGGAAGCCCUCCUGUUAGAGCAAAUAUGCUUUGAUUUGCACUUCCAGGUGGGUUAUAUGUGUAAUGUUGAUGCAGUGACAGGCUGAACUAGUAUAAUUGCCUGCCUUCAUAAUAACGAAGCUGUGUUUGGCUUCACCAGCAUCUGGCCCAUGAUGUGAUACGGAAACCAGUUAAUGUUUGCCUUUGGUAUAAUUAUUAUGUUCUGUGAACUUAAUCUAUCUACCAGUACUUUGUUUGAGAUAUAA